AUGUCUUCAUUGCCUCAUAUUGAGACUUUUACCCAAUGGGUUACGCUGGGUUGCGGUGUAAAGGUUCGGUUUACAAAAAUGGAAUUUAAUUGGGAUGAUUUUGACGCUGAAGGGAAUUUUGACGCAAGUCAAGAUCAGACAAUAUUUUUAUGCAUUCCAGGAAUUAGUGAAAAUGACCCGCAAUGUAAUAGACGAUACAAUUUGGACGAACAAAUUCUUAUAAAAAUGAGAUUUAUUGACGAAUAUUUACAUACAAUUAUAGGCCCGAAAAAAGCAAGAAUUUUUCUUAUUGGACAUUCCAUUGGUGCUUAUAUUGCUUUGAAACUUCUCCCAAAACUUUUAAACGAUGGAUGGGAUUGUGUUGUCUGUUAUUGUCUUUUUCCUACGGUUGAGGAUAUGGCAUUGACACCGAAUGGGAUUCGUAUGGGCCCUAUUGUUAAAUUUAUCAAUCGUUUAGACUCAAUUUUUAAAUGGAUUUUUUCUUUAAUUAAUUGGUUUAUCCCUCAAAGUUUUAAAAGAUGGGUUGUAAGGAAAAACUUUGGCGAACUUAUGGCUAAUAGCAAUGUUGAAGCAGGUGUUGAAUUAAUCAAUCCUCUUGUUGUUCGGAAUAUUGUACACAUGGUUUUUCAUGAACUCGAACAAGUACGCAAUUUCGACGACUCGCUCCUCGCUGAACCUCAAAAACAUUAUGUUAUGUUUUUCUAUGGGCAAGAGGAUGGUUGGGUUCCGGUGGAAUUUGCAGCUAGAAUGAAGAUGCGUGCACCAAGAGGAACUCUCCAAGUUUUAAUUGACCAAAGGAGUGAAAUUGACCAUGCUUUUGUUUUGAAAAAUUCGCGUCAAAUGGCUGAACGAUUAAAUCGGCUUAUUAUGACAAAACUUGGAAUUUUCACUUUCUAA
This is a messenger RNA of Meloidogyne enterolobii, 897 nucleotides long. Lineage: Eukaryota; Metazoa; Nematoda; Chromadorea; Rhabditida; Meloidogynidae. The record is from the annotation of a GenBank genome assembly.